AUGCCACGAUCUGGAACAACACUUAUGCGGGCAAUGCUUGACGCACAUCCAGAUGUACGAUGUGGAGAGGAAACUCGAGUGAUACCACGAAUUCUUGGUCUUAACUCACAAUGGAGAAAAAGUGCUAAGGAAUGGAAUCGCCUACAAGAAGCCGGUGUUACAGAUGAAGUGCUUAAGAGUGCCGUAGCUUCAUUUAUUAUUCAGGUUAUAGCAGGUCAUGGUGCUCCAGCUCCACGAUUAUGUAACAAGGACCCGUUGACUAUGAAAUCUGCUGUAUUUUUGUCGGACAUGUUACCGAACGCUCGAUAUAUUUUCAUGAUAAGAGAUGGAAGAGCAACUGUGACCAUCACUGGGUUUGACCUUAGUGAUUACCGUCAGUGCAUGACAAAAUGGAACUCGAUUAUGGAAGUUAUGGAUGAGCAAUGCACGACAGUUGGUGAUAAGUGUUUGAAGGUGUACUAUGAGCAGCUUGUUUUGCAUCCUGAACCUCAAAUGCGACGAAUACUGGAUUUUUUAAAGCUUCCGUGGAAUGAAAGUGUACUACAUCAUGAGGAAUACAUAGGAAAAGAUGUCAAGCUCUCAAAAGUUGAAAGAAGCUCAGAUCAGGACGUCUUGGAGGAAGUGGACCAGUUAGCACCGAUGCUGAGAAAGCUUGGUUAUGAUACAAGCAGAAAUCCACCAAAUUACGGAAAACCAGAUGAGUUGGUUUCAAAGAAAACCGAAGACCUGCACAGGAAUCGUGAAGAGUGGUAUAAGAAAGCCGUGGAAGUCGUAAAUGAUCCGGAACGAGUCGAAAAACCACUUCCUUAUCCUAAUUGA
Molecule: messenger RNA, 819 nt
Organism: Angiostrongylus costaricensis
Lineage: Eukaryota; Metazoa; Nematoda; Chromadorea; Rhabditida; Metastrongylidae
Source: the annotation of a GenBank genome assembly